Petromyzon marinus (sea lamprey) is the source of this 1123-nucleotide messenger RNA. The record is from RefSeq and is a predicted model, not a curated record. Lineage: Eukaryota; Metazoa; Chordata; Hyperoartia; Petromyzontiformes; Petromyzontidae.
UGCAGAUUAAUUGGCCACCGUGGUUUUGUGUGACUUCUGCAACGAUGGCACGACCGCUGCCUCGAUGACCUGCCUCAGUUGUGAUAUGUCCAACUGUGUGACUCAUGUAAAGCCUCAUCAGGAGAACCCGAAGUUAAGGAGCCACAUUCUGGUGGAUCCAGACACGAAUCCUGAGGACCGCAAAUGCAAGACGCACAGAAAGAAGAUAAAGUUUUACUGCCGACAGGACGAGAGCUUGGUCUGCACAACCUGCACCAUCGCAGGAGACCACAAGGGUCACGAUGUGGCUACGUUGGAGGAUGAGCACAAGACACGGGAGAAACAAGUGGGAGAGGAGACGCGGGCGGUGGAGGAGAAGAGGAGGGAGGCGGAGGAGUCCGUGAGGCGGAUGGAGGAAGCUCGCAGGGACGUGCAGGGAUCCAUGACAGAUGAAAAGGCCUCAAUCUCGGUCAGAUUCACCCGAGCGAGAGCAGCAUUGGAUGUGGAGGAGACAGCGGCUUUACAGAAACUGGAGCAGAAAGGGUGCGAGCUGCUGUCCCAGAUCGAGAAGAAGAUCGCUCACUACCAGCGCGAGAUCAGCGAGCUCCAGGCAGCAGCAACUCGCCUGCAGGCCCUAGCGCAGGAGAGGGACUCGCUCGCGUUCCUGCAGGUGAGCGAUGAGUCUCCAGUGUCGCUAUUGGCACAGAGCUCUCUCAACAGCAGCAGCAGCAGAGGGAGGCUUCUGAAUGAGAGCUCGCAUCCACUAAACUUGAGAACACAGCUCCACUCACGGACUCGCAUCGCAGCUCCAGUGGCUGCCAUUUGGAAGCCCAGCUCAUAUUUUCUCAGUUAAAUUAAUUCUCUCUCCCGUCUUUUAACAGAUUCCCAUUAAGUUUGUUUCAUUGUGAAUAUAAACUAAAUGUUAAUUGAAUUUCACUUUUUAAAUCAACCAUACAACAACAAUGUACACGGUAUUCAUGAUUAUCAUCAGCCAUAAUCUAUCCACUUAUUGAGGAAGGCCUCCCCAAGCCAUUGCCACAUCUCAUGAUGCAGCGAUGCAACACUCCACCAGCGCCUGCUCACGAGCCGAUGUCAUCUCCGCUUCUUACUUUGUGUACCUCCACUUGGAUGCGCUACCUUCAUU